Caenorhabditis angaria is the source of this 710-nucleotide messenger RNA. Lineage: Eukaryota; Metazoa; Nematoda; Chromadorea; Rhabditida; Rhabditidae. The record is from the annotation of a GenBank genome assembly.
AUGGCGCCAAUGUGGCGCUAUACAAUUUUUCUACUUAUCAGUUUUCUACUUGUAUCAAAUUCUGAGUAAGUUUUGAAAAAAUACAAAACAGGUCCCACCGGGAAUUGAACCCGCGACCAAAAAUUCAAAACGAAACAAUUGCCACGCUUCACCCUUUUUUCAAGCUUAACAAGAAAAAAAACAAGUUCAAAAAUCACGAAUUUUUCCCAAAUGAUGAAUAAAUUAUUCUGGAAACGUGCCAAGUUACAAGUUUUUGAAAGUGACGCCAAGUUUUUGUUUGAGUGGGAAAACAGCUGGAAUUUUUUGAGAACUUGCCAAUUGGGUUGCAAAAAUGUGAUUUCUGUCAAUUCAAAAACAUUUUGCAGAGAAGUUAGGAAAAGUAGGAUUUGCCAAGUGUGAUUUUUGACGAGUAGGCGAAUUUCGGUGCGAAAAUUGAUUGACUAUCAAAAGCGAGAAUUUCAAAAAUUCAAAUUAACCUUAAACUUUUAAAGACGGGGACAAUUUAGAAAUUAAAAUUUUUCUAAUAUUCUAAGCAGGCGGGAAUUUCAAUAAUUCAAAUUUUUGUUUGCAGAUGUCAAUCGGAGCCAAUAAAAGACAAAAAACACAAACAAUCAAUUCAACAUGGCCCAUCUUAUAUGCGAAAACGAACAAAUCCAUCAAUAUUUUUGCGACCUCAGCGGCCAACUUUGGCAUUAUUUCUUAUUUCGUGA